UAAAAAAACCCAUUUCCACGCUCUCUCCAUUUCUUUUCCAUUUUCUUUUCCCUCUCUCGCCGGCACUGCACCAAACAAAAAAAACCACCACACUCUAUCCCUCUCUUGUUUCUCUCUCUAGAAUCCGCCGCGCAUUCGAGAAGAUCGAUAGGGUUCCGCCGUGCGACGAUUCUGUAGAUUGUUGCGACGCCACCAGCAAUGUCGUCGGAGGAAGAGAAGCUGUUGAAGGAGGCCAAGAAACUGCCGUGGGAGGAUCGCCUCUUCCACAAGAACUGGAAGGUUCGCAGCGAGGCUAACGUCGAUUUAGCCUCCCUCUGUGACUCCAUUUCUGAUCCCAAGGACUCUCGCAUCCGUGAAUUCGGUCCUUUUUUUAGAAAGACUGUGGCGGAUUCGAAUGCUCCGGUGCAGGAGAAAGCGCUCGAUGCAUUGAUUGCUUACUUGCGAGCUGCAGAUGCUGAUGCCGGCAGGUUCGGUAAGGAAGUUUGUGAUGCGAUUGUGGCCAAGUGUAUGACGGGAAGGCCUAAGACGGUGGAGAAGGCUCAAGCAGUGUUUAUGCUUUGGGUGGAAUUGGAGGCUGUGGAUGCAUUUCUGGAUGCAAUGGAGAAAGCGAUAAAACACAAAGUUUCUAAAGCAGUUGUACCUGCAAUAGAUGUUAUGUUUCAAGCUUUAAGUGAAUUUGGAGCAAAAGUUGUGCCUCCAAAAAGAAUUUUGAAGAUGCUUCCAGAACUCUUUGAACAUCAAGAUCAAAAUGUUCGUGCAUGUUCUAAGGGGUUGACUCUUGAGCUAUGUCGCUGGAUUGGUAAAGAUAGUGUAAAAUCAAUUUUGUUUGAGAAAAUGAGAGACACAAUGAAAAAAGAGUUGGAAACGGAGCUUGUAAAUGUCUUGGGAGCAGGAAAGCCAUCUCGCAAAAUAAGAUCGGAGCAAGACAAAGAACCAGAACUUGAAGCUGUAUCAGAGACUGUAGGUCCUGGCCCUUCUGAAGAAUCUGGGACAGAUGCUCCUCAAGAAAUAGAUGAAUAUGAGCUUGUGGAUCCUGUUGAUAUAUUGACUCCUUUGGAGAAAUCAGGAUUUUGGGAUGGAGUGAAAGCUACCAAAUGGUCUGAACGGAAGGAGGCUGUCGCGGAGCUAACAAAGCUUGCAUCAACUAAAAGAAUUUCUCCUGGGGAUUUUUCAGAAGUUUGCCGUACCUUAAAGAAGCUCAUUACAGAUGUGAAUAUUGCUGUUGCUGUUGAAGCUAUCCAGGCUAUUGGCAAUCUUGCUCGUGGAUUACGAACUCACUUUUCUGCGAGUUGUCGUUUUUUACUGCCUGUUUUACUUGAAAAACUGAAAGAAAAGAAACCUACUUUGGCUGAUGCAUUGACUCAGACUCUUCAAGCAAUGCACAAAGCUGGAUGCAUUGGUCUUAUUGAUGUUGUAGAAGAUGUUAAGAUAGCCACAAAAAACAAAGUCCCCCUUGUGCGAUCGUUAACUUUGACCUGGGUGACAUUUUGUAUUGAAUCAAGUAACAAGGGCAUCAUUACAAAGAUGCACAAGGAUUAUGUGCCAAUAUUAAUGGAGUCCCUAAAUGACGGUACUCCUGAAGUGAGGGAUGCUGCCUUUUCUGCAUUGGCCGCAAUAGCUAAGUCUGUUGGCAUGAGACCUCUAGAGAAAUCCCUGGAGAAACUUGAUGAUGUCAGAAGAAAAAAACUUUCGGAAAUGAUUUCAGGUUCUGAAGAUGCUUUGCCCGGUGGUUCUUCUACAGCUUUGGUGCAAAAUACACGUGCAAGUGCAUCUUCUGCGGAGACCUCUGAAAGUGCAUUUGUUAAAAGGUCAGCUACAAGCAUGCUUAGUGGAAAGAGACCUGUUCAGGCCGCUCCUGCUGUGAAGAAAGGGGGAACUGCAAAGUCUGGGACAAACAAAAAAGCAGAUGGAAAUGCACAGUCGAAGGUUUCAAAAUCGAUUGAACCACCGGAAGAUGUGGAGCCCACUGAGAUGAGUCUUGAUGAGAUUGAAAGCCGAAUAGGUUCUCUUAUAAAUCCAGAUACCAUCAACCUAUUAAAAAGUGCUGUCUGGAAGGAGCGACUUGAAGCCAUUUCUUCACUGAAACAGCAAGUUGAAGGUUUACACGACCUUGAUAAAUCAGUAGAAAUUUUGAUUCGUUUACUCUGCACCUUGCCUGGAUGGGGCGAGAAAAACGUUCAGGUUCAGCAGCAGGUUAUUGAAGUUAUUACUCAUGUAGCUUCGACUGCAACUAAAUUCCCAAAGAAGUGUGUUGUACUUUGCCUUUCGGGACUAAGUGAACGUGUAGCAGAUAUUAAGACACGUGCACAUGCUAUGAAAUGCCUUACUACCUUUUCUGAAGCAGUUGGUCCAGGAUUCAUCUUUGAAAGACUCUACAAGAUCAUGAAGGAGCAUAAGAAUCCAAAGGUUCUCAGUGAGGGAAUUUUGUGGAUGGUUUCUGCUGUUGAGGAUUUCGGUGUAUCACAUUUAAAGCUUAAGGAUUUAAUCGAUUUUCUUAAAGAAACUGGGCUGCAGUCAAGUGCAGCUGCUACUAGAAAUGCUUCAACUAAGUUCUUGGGUGUUCUGCACAGAUUUGUUGGUCCAGACAUUAAAGGGUUUCUUGCUGAUGUUAAGCCUGCACUACUCAGUGCCCUUGAUGCAGAGUAUGAGAAGAAUCCAUUUGAGGGGGCAUCUGCAAUCCCCAAAAGAACUAUUAAGGCAGCAGAGUCAUCUUCAUCUGUGGCGGCUGGUGGGCUGGAUGGCUUGCCUCGUGAAGACAUUAGUGGAAAGAUCACUCCAACUCUCCUGAAGACCCUAGAAAGUCCUGACUGGAAGGUACGUAUGGAGUCCGUUGAUGCUGUAAACAAAAUACUGGAAGAGGCUAAUAAGCGCAUUCAAGCUACUGGAACUGGUGAGUUAUUUGGGGCUCUUAGGGGACGGCUCAUUGACAGCAACAAAAACAUAGUCAUGGCUUCGUUGACAACCCUUGGUAAUGUUGCAUCUGCAAUGGGACCUGCUGUGGAGAAAGCGAGCAAGGGCACUCUGUCUGACAUAUUGAAAUGUCUUAGUGACAAUAAGAAGCACAUGAGAGAAUGUGUGCUGAAUACUUUAGACUCUUGGCUAGCUGCUGUUCAUCUUGAUAAAAUGGUUCCUUAUGUUACAAUUGCUUUGACGGAUUCUAAACUUGGUGCGGAAGGGCGUAAAGAUCUCUUUGAUUGGUUAUCUAGGCAUCUUUCUGGGCUAAGUAGUUUUGCUGAAGCUGCGCAACUUCUGAAGCCAGCUUCUUCUGCGAUGACAGAUAAAUCCUCCGAUGUUCGCAAGGCAGCAGAGGCUUGCAUUACUGAGAUACUCAGAGUUAGUGGACAUGAAAUGAUUGAAAAGAUUGUCAAAGACAUUCAUGGACCAGCGCAAAUACUAAUUCUUGAGAAGUUGAAACCACAUGGAGCUUUUCAAGAGUCAUUUGAGCCAGGUAGAGCAGUUUCAGUGGGUGUAACAUCGAAAGGUGUUUCAAAGGUUGGGAAAUCAACUGCCAAUGGUGUUGCAAAGCAUGGAAAUAGAGCUGUGUCUUCGCGGGUCGGGGCAACAAAGUUAACCAAGGCUGAAUCAAUAUCUGUUCAAGAUAUAGCAGUCCAGUCUCAAGCCUUAUUAAAUAUCAAGGAUUCAAAUAAGGAAGAUAGAGAGAGAGUGGUGGUUCGAAGGUACAAGUUUGAGGAUCCACGAAUUGAGCAGAUUCAAGAUCUUGAGAAUGAUAUGAUGAAGUACUUCAGAGAGGAUUUACAUAGGAGACUCUUAAGUGCAGAUUUUAAGAAGCAAGUUGAUGGACUUGAAAUGCUGCAGAAGGCACUUCCAUCCAUUGCUAAGGAUGUUAUAGAAGUUUUGGACAUUCUUUUAAGGUGGUUUGUGUUGCAGUUCUGCAAAUCAAAUACAACAUGUCUAUUGAAGGUGCUUGAAUUUCUUCCGGAACUGCUUGACACGUUGAAGGAUGAUGGGUACUCUUUGACAGAGUCUGAAGUGGCAAUUUUUCUUCCAUGCCUAGUAGAGAAGUUGGGGCAUAACAUCGAGAAAGUACGAGAAAAAAUGCGAGAGCUGACCAAACAAUUUGUUUCUGUAUAUUCUGCAUCUAAAUGUUUCCCUUACAUAUUGGAGGGUUUACGCUCUAAGAACAACCGAACUCGAAUUGAAUGCGCUGAUCUUGUUGGUUUUAUUGUUGAUCAUCAUUCAGCUGAGAUUAGCGGGCAGCUGAAGUCAUUGCAAAUUGUUGCAAGUUUGACAGCAGAACGGGAUGGUGAAAUUAGAAAAGCUGCAUUAAAUACACUGGCCACUGGUUAUAAGAUUCUAGGUGAGGACAUAUGGAGGUUUGUUGGGAAGCUAACUGAUGCUCAAAAAAGCAUGUUAGAUGAUAGAUUUAAGUGGAAGAUCCGGGAGAUGGAAAAGAAGAAGGAAGGAAGACCAGGCGAAGCAAGGGCCAUUUUAAGGCGUUCUGUCAGGGAAAACGGGUCUGAUGUCGCAGAGCAAAGCGGAGAAAUAGCUAGAUCUCUUGCUGGGCCAAUAUUGAGGAAAAAUAUUGGUCCAUCUGAUAAUACCAUUGAGAGACAAUUGAUGCCUCGUCCUGUAGCUGUUGCUAGUGGCCCCACAGAUUGGAAUGAAGCCCUUGAUAUUAUAUCUUUUGGUUCUCCUGAGCAGUCUGUUGAAGGAAUGAAAGUUGUUUGUCAUGAGUUGGCUCAGGCCACUAGUGAACCAGAAGGCAGUGCUAUGGAUGAGCUCGUGAAAGAUGCAGAUAGGCUAGUUUCAUGUCUUGCAAAUAAGGUUGCAAGAACUUUUGACUUCAGUUUGAGUGGGGCUUCAUCACGGUCUUGUAAAUAUGUGCUCAACACUCUGAUGCAGACUUUUCAGAAUAAAAGAUUGGCACAUGCUGUAAAGGAGAGCACUCUUGAUAGUCUGAUUACUGAGCUUCUUCUGUGGCUCUUGGAUGAUAGGGUUCCUCAUAUGGAUGAUGGAAGCCAGUUGUUGAAAGCAUUGAAUGUAUUGAUGCUUAAGAUCCUUGAUAAUGCAGAUCGGACAUCAUCCUUUGUCGUCCUAAUCAAUCUUUUACGUCCUCUAGAUCCAUCAAGGUGGCCUUCCCCAGCAUCAAAUGAGUCAUUUGCCUCCAGGAAUCAGAAAUUUUCUGAUUUGGUUGUCAAAUGCCUUAUCAAGCUUACAAAGGUUCUUCAGAGCACCAUCUAUGAUGUUGAUCUAGAUCGCAUUCUUCAAAGUAUCCAUUUGUAUCUUCAAGACUUGGGAAUGGAGGAAAUUAGGAGAAGGGCUGGUGCUGAUGACAAACCCUUGCGAAUGGUAAAAACUGUUCUGCAUGAGCUUGUCAAGCUUCGUGGUGCAGCUAUAAAAGGUCAUCUUUCAAUGGUUCCUAUUGAUACGAAACCUCAGCCUAUCAUCCUUGCCUACAUUGAACUUAAUCUUGAGACUUUGGCUGCUGCAAGAAUGUUGACUGCAUCUGGGCCUGGGGGACAAAACCACUGGAGCGAUUCAGCAGCCAAUAAUUCAGCCUCUGGAACACAUUCUGCUGAUGCCCAAUUGAAGCAAGAGUUGGCUGCAAUAUUUAAGAAGAUUGGGGAGAAGCAAACUUGCACAAUUGGUUUAUAUGAACUAUAUCGGAUUACCCAGUUGUAUCCGAAGGUUGACAUAUUUUCUCAGCUUCAAAAUGCUAGUGAGGCAUUCCGCACUUACAUAAGAGAUGGCCUUGCCCAGAUGGAGAAAAAUGCUGCAGCUGGCAGAACACCGUCAAGUUUGCCGAUGCCUACUCCUCCACCAGCAUCUUUAAAUAAUUCUUCCCCAGAUUUUGCACCUCUUUCUCCUAUAAAUGCAAAUCCAUUGGGGGAUGCUAAAUUAAAUGUGAAAACUGAUCUGACAAAUUUCAAUUUACCCCCGUCCUACAAUGAGGAGAAUAGGAGAGCAUUAAAUUCUGACUACACUUUAGGUGACCAACGAAAUGAUAAAUAUAUGACCGGAGUAACGACUGGAACGUUGGAUGCAAUCAGAGAGAGGAUGAAGAGCAUGCAAUUAGCAGCUGCUGCUGGGAGUACAGAUUCUGCUGCUAGACCAUUGACAAGUAUUAACGACAACAUGAAUCAUGGGCAUCCUCAUAGUCAGAUUCCUCAUGCAUCCGAGCAUGUUGCUAUGGAGAAUGCUUUGCAAGGUGGAGUCCUUCCCAUGGAUGAGAAAGCUUUAUCCGGGCUUCAAGCGCGGAUGGAAAGACUGAAAAGUGGAUCCCUUGAACCUCUGUAAGGGCAAUUGAGCUAAAGGGGAGAGUUUCUUGCCGUUGCGUGAUUUUCAAGUCAUAAUCGCCCUGGAUACUGUGCCAUGCAGCAGUAAUAUAAAUUUUGUAUACGGUUGGGGUAUAUAUGAAUGAAUAUAUAUUUAAGAUUCGAUAGAGCUAUUCUCCAAUUCAAACUACGGAACUUGACGUUGCAGAGCUUCAGAGGCUUAGUUGCAGUCAUGUUUAUGCCCCUUGCAAUUAUUCCGCCUCAAGCUUUGCCUACCCUACAAUUAAUUCCUUUGUAUAUAUUGUAGAAGAGAGCUUUAAUUUUUUCACAGGAAUUAUGUAGAUGCUUCAAUUUAAUACAAACACAACCAGUGCUUAGUGCUGCUGAGCUUUGCUUGGUUGUCCAUUUUGCUUGUUUCAGAAAUUUGAGUGGGCAUUCCAUUUUAAUUAUGCAAAUGAUGGGACAUUGUGUUCAAUGUCCUUUGGUA
This is a messenger RNA of Lotus japonicus, 6723 nucleotides long. RefSeq names its product protein MOR1. Gene Ontology annotation, biological process: mitotic spindle organization; microtubule polymerization; establishment or maintenance of microtubule cytoskeleton polarity. The transcript has 54 exons. Gene Ontology annotation, molecular function: microtubule plus-end binding; microtubule plus end polymerase activity; phosphatidylinositol binding. NCBI's taxonomy places the organism in Eukaryota, Viridiplantae, Streptophyta, Magnoliopsida, Fabales, Fabaceae. The record is from RefSeq and is a predicted model, not a curated record. Gene Ontology annotation, cellular component: centrosome; kinetochore; spindle pole. The coding region runs from base 199 to 6258 and encodes 2019 amino acids.